Apis florea (little honeybee) is the source of this 3791-nucleotide messenger RNA. RefSeq names its product Zinc finger protein ush (gene ush). Gene Ontology annotation, biological process: negative regulation of transcription by RNA polymerase II; positive regulation of transcription by RNA polymerase II; heart development. NCBI's taxonomy places the organism in Eukaryota, Metazoa, Arthropoda, Insecta, Hymenoptera, Apidae. Gene Ontology annotation, cellular component: nucleus. The record is from RefSeq and is a predicted model, not a curated record. Gene Ontology annotation, molecular function: RNA polymerase II-specific DNA-binding transcription factor binding.
GUUGCUCGCUGACAGCGGCCGCGGUGCGAGUUGUCGUGGUGCGUGUGUACGUUUUUCGUCGACACUUGUGCGUGUUUAAAAAAAAAAAACGCGAGAAUCGACUUCAAAGCACGGCAUGUCGACGUUGAUUUGGUGAUGGCAGAACGCAGAGGAUGUCACGCCGCAAGCAGAGCAACCCAAAACCACUAAAACGGGAGGAUGAGGAAUGGAGCGACUCGGAGAAGACACCCUCGGUGAGCAGCGGUGUGGAGGGCGGUGGAUCGGCGGUCUCGAGCCCGAUCGCGCCGAUCGUCGAGGAGGAGUCGAGUUUGCCGCCACCACCGAGACUGAAUCCCCCUUCCUCGUCGGUUGUGAUCGCGAAUUCGGCCGCUGAAGAUAUCAGAUUGAGGCUCAGCGUUCUAUCUGAAGACGCUCGGAAACGGCUGGCUAGUCUUACCGAAGAUAUCGAGGUUGCAAGAAGCUUGAGAGAUCGACAUGCCACCCCAAGGGCCAAUCAGACGCGAGAAUCGAGCCCGAAGGACACGGACGAGGAUUCGAACAUGGUCGUGGUCAAGGAAGAGGAUUGUCAGCCGAGGUCGUCGUCCUCCUCGUCUUCCUCGACCAGAAGGCGGGAGUCCGUGUGCAGGAGGGAUUCGGAGGACUCCUCGAGACGAUCGAACACCGCGGACGACACACCGUCCGAGAAAAAGCUGAAACUCGAUGAUGAAGCAGCACCAAGACUGAGACUCAAUGCUAGUCUGGCGACGGAUCCUGCGCUUCGGCCCGCCGCUGUAGCCGCGCUCACCGUCAAACCGGAAAAUACCUCGCCGCCGAAUCCUGUGCCACCCCUGCCGGCUGGACUUCAAAACGCGAUCGCGUCAGGUCGGCUGUUCGUGCUGCCAACCGACGGCAAGGAGACGAUCACGGUGGAGCCAGCCAGGCCGGCGCCGCUCAUCUGCCCGCCUUGCGGCAUCCGUUUUAGCUCGGCGAGCACCCUCGAGGCGCAUCGCACCUUCUACUGCGCCCACCGCCCCCGGCUCGAGGAGGAGGCAGCCAACGAGGAGGACGAGGAGAAGUCGAAUAAAUUCGAGGUGAGGAAGGCGUACGCUUGUCCCCACUGUUCGUACAGCGCGGACAAGAAGGUCUCGUUGAACAGACACAUGAGGAUGCACGCCGCGUCCCCGGCACCACCCACGAUACCAACCGCGCCGACCACGGCCACCACUCCAGGAACAGGCGCGGCGACCGCCUCGAACGGCUCGUUGAACGAGGAAGCGGAGAGAUAUUGCAGAAAUUGCGACAUCCGAUUCAGCUCGCUCAAGACUUACAGAGCGCACAAAACCCACUACUGCAGCACCAGGCACGUGGUGAAGGACGCCCAACCGGCGGCCACUGUCCCCUCCUCCUCGGUCAAAGCGUCGCCGCCGACUAGCGCGAGCCCCGGCGAAUCGCCACCCCCGCAACCGUGUCUGGCAUUGCCCACCAACCCGAUUCUCAUUGUCCCGUACUCAUUGUUCCGCGGUGCCAGCGUUCUAGCGGCGCCGACUCUGCCCGCUCCCGACACCGCGUGCUUCCUUCUUCCCAAUGGUCAUCUCCAACCGAUGACGAGAGGUCUCGCAGCCACGGGCCAGAACGCCGUGGUCGAGCCGCCCCCGGUUCUUCGAGCCGCGAACAAACCAACUACGCCCGCGUCCGUCGUCGCGUCGUCCACGUCGCCAUCGGGCUCCGCGCCUCUAGACUUGAGCGUGAGGAAGUCACCGGCUCAUCAGGACGAGAAAGAGAACAGAGUGUCGCCGGCACCCUCUUCUCUGCCUCCGCCACCUGGCAGCCCAAGAUCCAGAGGAAGCGGAAGCCCUAGGGCGAGGUCGAUUGGCUCUACUCCUACGGUAACCGCGACUGUCGUUCCACCACCACCAACGGAACUCGCUCUGAGAUUGGCCGAACUUCCACCACCACCUGUUCCCAGCGUUCUCGUGAAGCAGGGUGUCUCGAGAUGCAAAGAAUGCAACAUCGUGUUCUGUCGACACGAGAACUUUGUCGCGCACAAGAAACACUAUUGCCAGGCGAGAGAGACAUCGGUCAGCAACAGUCCUCCGCCACCUGGUACACCCUCGCCUCCUUUGGUUCAAUUAAUUUGCGCCGCAUGCGGAAUCAAGUUCGCCUCUAUGGAUAAUCUAGUAGCUCAUCAAGCGUUUUACUGUCCUAAAAGGCCAGAACCCCAAGAGCAUCACUCGCGAUGUUCCAAGUGCAAAACUAUAAUAGAACCUGGAACAACCCAUACCUGUACCAGUGGACCGACCGGAGGUUGGAGAUGCCCUGUUUGCGGUGCGGUUAGUCCAACGGCCGGGGCUGCUCAACGUCACAUGGAUGCGCAUCAAGGCGUGAAGGCUUUCAGGUGCACGAUCUGUCGUUACAAAGGAAACACGUUACGCGGUAUGAGAACGCACAUCAAAAUGCACUUUGAGAAACGCGGAACCGAUUUGCAGGAGGAAAAUUAUAUAACAUGCGUACUCGACGACGAAACAGUUCUGCCUAAUCCAGAGCCUGCUCCAGCCACCACUCCCGAGGAAAUCCCUGCCGAGGUGCAAGUAAACGGGAAAAGCGAAGUUCGAAAGAGUCCGCAGCCACCUCCACCACCUCCUCCGCCACCGCCCCCAGUUGCUAAUAAGGUGAAGCAAGAACGCGAGGAUACACCACCACCUCCUGAAGAAAGUUUAGAUCCCAACAAGAGCGGUCCGCGUUACUGCAGGUCAUGCGACAUCAGUUUCAAUUAUUUGAGCACGUUCAUAGCUCACAAGAAGUUCUACUGCUCGAGUCAUGCGGGGGAAGCUAGUAACAAUAAUAACAAUAAUAAUAACAAUAAUUCGAGCAGUCACGCGACGACGCCUCCAAGUAGCAGAACCGAAGCGUCGGUACUUUAAAAAAAGACUCUUGGAAUGGGACAACCAAUGGGACUGUUAAUUGUUGCCAGUUUAUAUUUAGUUGACUACCGUUGUGUGAUUUCUUUUGAUCCAGGGAAUUGUUUGUACUUAUAAAUUGAGUUAUCCGAUGUGUACAUACGUGCGAUGCGUGAAGAAGAAGAAGCUGCGUGAAACGUAAGCUAAAAUGUAGAAAGAAGCGGAAAGUUGGGCGAUCGUGGCAACGUUUGAUAGUUUGCUUUGGAUGAAUUAGACAAGAGAAAGAUCUAUUGGAUCGAAGGGAAAAAAUAAAAUGAAACGUACCAAAGUGAAACUGUCAAAUGGAACGAUAUGUAAAUCCACGAAUGAAAGGGAUCGUGCAGUUAGGUUUACGAUGCAGCUGAUCUCAUAUGCCACAAUCGACCGAUGUUAAAGGUGUGCAAUCUCAUGACUCUUCAAUAAUCUCAUAGUUGUAAUAAUCGACACAUACCUAAGGAAUUACGAAAAAAAUAAUGAUGAGUGUAAAAUGUUGUACAGUAGCCGAGUAGAGUAUUACGGUACGAUAUAUUAAUAAUCUUAAAUGAUACCAAUUCCCAGCUUGUGAAAACGCUAAGUUGCAAUAUGACAUUUAAUAUAUUAUAUAUAAAUAUAUAUAGGUAUAAAUAAAUAAUUUCAUUGUCCAUAAAUCGCGCUCAUAUUCUUUGACGAGUAAAUAUGUUGGUAAUAGUAUCCAUACUGCCAUAAGAAAGAAAGAUCGGAGUCGUUUCCUAUCUCUUUGCCAACAGUCUCGAAUAAAAUAAUAUCGAGAAAGUGAAAAUAAAUCAAUGACCCCUAAUAUUUCUCUUCGAAUUCUGGAUACGGUGGAUAAAUGGGUCCUUACCAACGUACUUGCCUCGUUAUAUUACAAUCAAAAAA